CUCUUUCUCUCUCUCUCUCUCUCUCUCUCCUCUUUCUCUCGCACACAUAAAAACACACACACACACACACAAAUUAGUGAGAAAUCUCAACAGGAGAAAGCUCAACAGGAGAGUAAGGAGGAUUCCGCCGCCGCCGCCGCCGCCGCCAUCGUCUCCGCGCACGCGUCAGCUGCUGGAGUGAGGAAUCCAUCGCCGUCGCCGGUGUUGCGAUGAAUCUAUCGGGUCGAACCGACAACGCCAUCAAAAACCACUGGAACUCAACCCUCAAGCGCAAGUGCUCCUCCUUGAGCUCCGACGAAGGCGGUAACUUCGAUAACAACGACGGCGGUGGCGGAGAUUACGGUGGUGGUGGUCAGCCGGAGCGGCCGUUGAAGAGAUCCGUCAGCGACGGGUCGGGUAUACCCGUUUCGGGUAUGUACUUCAACCCGGGCAGCCCGUCCGGGUCGGACGCCAGCGAUUCGAGUCUGCCUUCCCAUGUCUAUAAACCGGUGGCGAGAUCCGGCGUCGUUUUGGUUGAAACCGCUUCUUCCUCCGUCGUUGACCCGACGACCAGUCUCAGCCUGUCUCUACCCGGAGUUGACCCGACCGAGUCAACCAAUCACAGGACCGAGUCAACUCAACCCUUAGCUGUUAAUCCCAUCAUCCAUCAACCUUAAUCGACUAUGUACAUGUUCAUAGUCGAUUAAGCUAAUCGACUAUGUUCUGGUAUUCGAUUAAGGU
Messenger RNA from Erythranthe guttata (spotted monkey flower), 720 nucleotides. The record is from RefSeq and is a predicted model, not a curated record. Lineage: Eukaryota; Viridiplantae; Streptophyta; Magnoliopsida; Lamiales; Phrymaceae.